CUGUGUCUCUGUGCCUUUCUCUGGCUGGCUUUACUUCUUCCCUCCUUAUCAUUAUUUCAAUGUACAUAUUUUUCUCCAUAGGACGACUGUAUAUUCACCAUCCUUGGAAUUUGCUCAAUCACUUCAUCUCCUGUGAAACCUACUCAGAAAUUCUAUCCCACUGACAGCACCAAGCCCACUGACGACCACCGUCGCAUGAGAUCUCAGCCUUCUCCCGCCUUGACCCUACAGCCAUGAUCACAAAUCGCCUACCAUGAUCUGGCAACGAACCUCUUCAUUCGGCAUCGACGGCUCCAGGCCAAACACUGCACCUCGCAACCGACCACGAGCUGAAUCUGACUUGGAAAAAGAUGGACAAGAUCACUCCCGCUUCUCCAACGACAACCACGACCACGACUACGGUCAACCGAUAGAUGAAGAAAACCCUUCGGUCGCAUCGUCACGUUCCCGCUCCGACAUGUCCAAGCCCAUGCUAACCAAAUCUCCCUACACCAACACCUCCAACAGACCCUCUACAUCCCACCUAAACCGACUCCCUCGUUCUAUGAUGCGAUAUCUUUGUCUAGGCGUGGCUGCCUCGCUCCUCAUCUUCAUAUUCUCGCUCGAACGUCUGAGUCAUCGCGCCGACAAAGAGGUCAAGGUGGCUAUUGAACAGGAAAAGAUCAAACCAAAGCCUCCUCCUUGGGAAUCGUUUCCAUUCCUCGAAAAAUACUACGGUGGCGUGCGAAAUCUUGUGCCCACCAAGCUGAACGUCCCAGAGUAUCCUCGUUCGAACGACGAAGUGCCAACCGAAAGUUUCAAUAUCACCGAGGAGUUGCGCGACAGCGAAGCUGCGAAAAAAUCUCAGAAGAGGGCCCUGCCCGACAGCAUCGUCUUCAACCCAUAUCCUAAUUAUACCACAGCCGAAUAUAUCGCAAAGUACGGCGACAAGGUCGACUGUUUUUUGGACACUGCCAAAUCAAUUACUGUCCCCCGCGUGCGGUACUUUGAUGGCAUCCCUCAAGGCUUUCCAGAUGCCGUCAUGGGUUCCGCCGAUUUGCUCGGUCUGCGAAAUGACAUUUGUGUCGACCGCUUUGGCCGUCUAGGUCCCUAUGGUUUGGGCUACAGCUUGAACCGAGGUGGCAGUGGUGCCCAGCAGGAAGGCGAACGGGAGGGCGCAGACCUAGUUUGGGUGGAAACCCCCGAAGUGGACUGGAGGGACGUCAAAUGGAACGAGGUCCAGAAUCGCUGUCUUCGUGACAACAGCCACCGUUUCAACGAGCUGCCCAAACCUCGUAUCGACACCUUCCGUGCCAUGCAGGUCGGUUCUCUACAGAGACGACAAGACGACCCUGAGUCAGAACCGCUAGCUCCAGAAAAGACUACAAAUUCAAGUAGUGCGCCCAAACCGGGUUCAGACAAGCUGCCUCGCACCGCCGUCCUCAUCCGCACAUGGUCCGACUACCGCUAUACUGCCGAAGACAAGAUUUACCUGCGCUCCUUGAUCUCUGAGUUGAUGCUCUUGUCCGGUGGCGAAUAUGCGGUCCAUUUUCUGAUCCAGAUCAAAAACAGCGAUGAGCCCAUCUUUUCCGACGAUGAAACUUACGAACGCAAGUUGCGCGAAUCCCUGCCCGACGAGUUUCGCGGCAUGGGAACCCUGUGGAAUGAGCGGCAGAUGCAUCUCAUGUAUGGCGGCCUCGAAGAGACCCACAUGCGAGGCCUUCCGGUGCACGGCGUCUAUCGUAGCACCUUUAUGCCCGUGCAGUAUUUCGCCCACCAACACCCCGAAUACGAUUACUUCUGGAAUUGGGAAAUGGACGUUCGCACAACACACCAUUGGUAUCACCUUUUUGAUCGCGUGAGCAAAUGGGCCAAGGCUCAGCCGCGCAAAUUGCUCUGGGAGCGCAACAGUAGAUUCUAUAUUCCAUCUGAACACGGCUCCUGGGAAGACUUUAGCCAGAUGGUCCGCAUCCAGACCGAGCAUGGAACUAAUAACGUCAACAACCUCUGGAGCCCCCUCAACCGCGAAAAGGACCCCAACGUACCCAAUGGCAUGGUACAGCAAGGUGACCGACCCAUCUGGGGACCCGAACGACCCAACGAUGAAAAAGACGAUGAAAACACCGGCUUCGAUAAGGACCCGGAACCACCCACUUCGUUCGACAAGGACAAAUACACGUGGGGAGUCGGUGAAGACGCCGACCUAAUCACAUUUAACCCUCUGUUCGACCCCGUGGGCACCACGUGGCUCCUGACCGAAGACACGACCGGGUACAACAAAGAGAAGGGCGGUCCUCCUCGACGCACCGCCAUCAUUACCGCGAGCCGGCUCUCGCGCAAGCUACUCGCCACCAUGCAUCGUGAAACGGCCAUCAGGCGGCACAGUAUGUUUUCGGAAAUGUGGCCAGCCUCGGCAGCACUGCACCACGGCCUCAAAGCUGUCUACGUGCCACACCCCGAGUACAUUGACCGCAAAUGGCCCACGAAUUACUUGCAAUCCGUCUUUAACGCGGGCCGCAACGGUGCCACGGGUGGGGCGAGGACUUCAGUCUUUGGCGAUCGGGAACACAACUUCCGUGGGACGACGUGGUAUUACAACGCCGGCUUCCCCGAGGUCUUGUGGCACCGCUGGCUUGGAAUGAAGAUCCAUAACGAGGGCGGCGAACAAGUCGAGGUCGCUGGCCAAGGCCGCAUGUGUCUCCCGGGCAUGUUGCUUCAUCCCAUUAAAAGGGUUGAGCUGGUUCAGGAGGGGAGAAAGGCCGACCAACCGGCUGGCUGAAAUUUGGGAUUUGUUCAACGUCACUGCAAUCUAUCUGUAUUGAAUAUACCCGGCGUCUUGUGGGUUUUGGGCAGAAACUGUCUUUGGGAUACGCCCUUGUGCCAACCGCGAAAUGUGGGCAAGCCUGCUCAUGAUUUGAAUGGCCUCCUUGGAUCGUGGCACCAUGUGGCAUAUGAAUAUUGGUCCAUUGGUAGAACGAACAUGUCUCCAACAGUGGAGAUAGCAUGAAUAUAUUAGCAAGCCAGU
Messenger RNA from Exophiala mesophila, 3004 nucleotides. RefSeq lists its product as uncharacterized. NCBI's taxonomy places the organism in Eukaryota, Fungi, Ascomycota, Eurotiomycetes, Chaetothyriales, Herpotrichiellaceae. The record is from RefSeq and is a predicted model, not a curated record. The transcript has a single exon. Bases 254 to 2758 code for a protein of 834 amino acids.